AUGCUUCCCACUGUUACUCAGGAUUCGCCUCUCGCGGCCGCCAUCGCUACUGUCAUUCGACCAAAGCUGGUGGAAAUGGGCUGGAGCACGGACGAUGGUCAAGAGGGGGCGCUUAUUGAAUACAUUGUUCUCAUGCUCGUGAAUGGCAAGACCCAGGAGCAGCUUGCGACUGAACUUUCCAACGACUUUCUCGGACUAGACGAAGGCGACACACAGGCACUUGAGUUCUCAAGGUGGUUGUUUGGUCAGGUCGAGACUCUUGAUCAACAGAUCAACGGAGGCCCCAGUGAUUCCGCGACACAGCAAGUUCCUUCGUUCGAUGGAGGCUCAGGAAUUGAAGGAAAUGGCAUGGAUGCAGAGAUGGGCGAUGCGAGUGAUUCCAUACCCACAGGACCUAAAGCGAUGCGGAAUGGACGACAAGCCGGACGAGGCAGAAUGCUUAAUCAGAUCAACCGAAAUCUUGAUCGAAAUGCCGACGGAACUCUCCACCGAGUCCGCGGACAGCAAGGAAACGGGCGUAUCGGAGGCCCCGGUCGUGACCAAAUGAAGGGACCUCGUCGCGGAGGGGCCCGAAACAUGGGUGGAAUGCAAGGCAACAUGGGGGCGGGACCUAUGAUGCAAAUGAGCCCCCAGAACCAGAUGCAACUCAUGACAAUGUUGGAGGAGCAAGCGAGAAUGAUGUCUCAACUGAUGCCAGGUUUCGUCCCGCCCGCCGUGAAUCCAGCCUUCCAAAACGGAAAUCAGCAAGGCCGCUCACUGUUCGAUCGUGUGGAGCGCCAGGGUCAAGGUGGUGGACGGUUUAAUAAGCGCCAAAAUCAAAAGCCCCCAGGAGCCAGUGGUGAUAUGGAUACCGAAAUGGGCGGCGAGCAAAAUGAGGGCGGCCCCAACAGUGUCUGUCGCUUUAACCUUCGCUGUACUCGGAAAGACUGCCAAUUCGCUCACCAAUCUCCUGUCGCGCCCGAGGGCACUUCCGUUGAUGUUUCCGAUGUUUGCUCGUUCGGAGCCGCUUGCAAGAACACAAAGUGCACAGGUCGUCACCCAUCACCAGCGGUCAAGUCUGCACACCAAUCAGAGGAGAUGUGUAGAUUCUUCCCCCAUUGCACCAACCCCCAUUGCCAUUUCAAGCACCCCGACAUGCCACUUUGCCGCAACGGUGCCGACUGUACGACUGAAGGAUGCAAGUUCACGCAUCACCAGACUGCCUGCAAGUUCACCCCAUGCAUGAAUCCGAAUUGCCAAUACAAACAUGCCGAGGGCCAGCGUGGUUCCUUCCCCGACAAGGUAUGGAAGCCCAAGCAUGUCAGCGAACGCACAUUUGUGGAGGACGAGAAUAUGCCUGAGGAACUUAUCAAGCCCGAGACUACGGGAGAUAUUUCUCAAAACCAGGAGCUUACCACAUGA
Molecule: messenger RNA, 1401 nt
Organism: Penicillium odoratum
Lineage: Eukaryota; Fungi; Ascomycota; Eurotiomycetes; Eurotiales; Aspergillaceae
Product: mRNA-binding protein NAB2
Exons: 2
Coding region: 1-1401 (466 amino acids)
Biological process (GO): regulation of mRNA stability
Cellular component (GO): nucleus; cytoplasm
Molecular function (GO): poly(A) binding
Source: RefSeq, a predicted model, not a curated record